AUGCUGUUCCAUUACCUGGAGCACAAGAGGAGUCACAGCUCAGAUUCUCUUCACGCCACAUAUCUGCUGACGGGGAAGACUGAGGAUGCAGGUCUCUCUUGUCAGAAAGUGUGUGUAGUGCGCGAGGAUCAGCUGGAAGAUGCAAAGUCGAAGCUGAGUGUGGUGGGCAGUGUUCACGUGUACAGUGUUCACAAAGCCCUGCUCCGCGACAGCGCCCCCUUGUUUGCGGUCGACUACGACAUCGUCAAGUCCCACGGCCACAACUGCAACAGAUACAGUGCGAUCCGCUGCCCUGCCGCUGUGCCCAUGAGCAACGCACGUCUCAGCGAGUCCACCGAGACCAGACCUGCCCCCCCUCCUCCCACAGAGAUCCAGAAACCACAGAGCAAAGCCUGCCCCAAGCCCAAAGGAAUCAUGGGAGCCUUCGCCAGCAAGCCCAAGCCCAAGACCGAGACAAAGACCGAGACCAAGCCGGAGCCCAAGACAGAGGCCAAACCAGGGACCAAACCAGAGACCAAGACCGAGGCCAAAGCGGAGAUCACAGAGAAACCAGUGUCUGAACCUAAAGCUGCGAAGUCCAAAUCUGCACUGAACUUCUUUGGAAAUAAAUCGACAAAGAAGCCUGUUCCGGAGGUGAAGGAGGAGAGCAGCUCCACAGAACAGCGCCCCCCUCAGGCUGAGAGAGACCCCCGCAGUAAAAGCAAGCGUGUGCAGGAGUCCGACAGCGACGAGGAGGUGAAGGAGGUGAAGAAGAAGAGGAGGAGGAGGAUCAGGAGGCCUCAGGACAGCAGCGACGAGGACGAAGGAGCAGCAGUGGUGCCAGACUCCCCUCCUGCUGCUCCUCCGCCACAGCAGGAGGAGCAGAAGGACCAGGAGGAGGAGGAGCAGCAGCAGGAGGAGCGCCAGGAAGAGGAGCAGGCGUCUCCAGAUCCUGUCAGAGAAGAUCCAGAGCAGAGACCAAAGGAGGAUUCCUCCAGGUCCUCCAAGCCCAGGAAGAGACGGCGAGUCCUUAAAUCCUCUACGUUUGUGGAUGAAGACGGAUCCAUCGUGACAGAGAAAGGUUAUGUGAGCGAGUCGUACUCUGAGGGCGAGGAAGAGGAGGUCCAGACCAAACCCGGUCCCAGCGCCUUACUGCACCCUGGGCCUAAACCCGGGUCUAAACCUGGACCUAAACCUGGACCCAAAGCCCAGAACGAGAAGAAGAAAGGAACCAGCGCCAAAGCCACAAAGCAGGCGUCGAUUAUGGGCUUUUUCAACCGGAAGUGA
Molecule: messenger RNA, 1266 nt
Organism: Knipowitschia caucasica
Lineage: Eukaryota; Metazoa; Chordata; Actinopteri; Gobiiformes; Gobiidae
Source: the annotation of a GenBank genome assembly